CUGAGAAGGAUCUGGAGAAGUUAAUCGAGCUGAUAAAUCGCCUCCACGAUGCAAGUCACAGGGAAAAGAUGACGUUUGUGGAGCCAAAGAGUUUCCAGCAUCACCAUUACACUGAGCUGACCUCGUUCCUGCAGGACUAUAAUAAACGCUGUCCUGACAUCACAAGGCUGUAUUCUGUGGGCAAGUCUGUGCAGGGGAGAGAACUGUGGGUGAUUGAAAUCUCGGAUAACCCAGGCAUUCAUGAACCAGGAGAGCCUGAGUUUAAAUACAUCGGAAACAUGCAUGGAAAUGAAGUGGUAGGUCGCGAGAUGUUACUUCUGCUAGUGGAGUUACUCUGCGAGAACUACGGUAAAAACGACCUUUUGACCUUGAUGGUUGACAACAUUCGUAUCCAUAUCAUGCCCACCAUGAAUCCAGAUGGCUAUGAGAGAUCACAUGAAGGUGACAAGGGCGGAUUAACCGGCAGGGCGAACUUCAAUAAUGUCGACCUUAAUCGUAACUUUCCUGACCAGUUUCACAACACUCAAGAGAACCGCGAUCAGCAGCCGGAGACAAUUGCGGUCAUGAACUGGGUGAAGAGUCUGCCGUUUGUCUUGUCAGCAAAUCUUCAUGGGGGGUCCCUUGUGGCGAACUUCCCCUAUGAUGACACGGCAGGUGGCAUGUCCAUAUACAGCAAGUGCCCCGAUGAUGCCACAUUCCAUGCCCUGGCAGAGUCUUACUCUCUGGCUCACUCAACGAUGCAUGAAGGACAUCCAUGUCCGAGCAUGUUCCACUCUGAGUACUUCAAGGACGGGGUGACCAAUGGAGCAGCCUGGUACAGUGUGGCAGGUGGUAUGCAGGAUUGGAAUUACCUUAACACAAACUGUUUUGAGAUCACAAUUGAACUGGGCUGUGUCAAAUUCCCCAUGGCUGAAAAGCUACCUCAGUUCUGGUCUGCCAACAAGUAUGCUUUACUGGUCUACAUGGCACAGGUACACAAAGGUGUGAAUGGGUUUGUCACUGACAAGGCUACAGGUAAAGGUCUGGCCAACGCCACUAUUUCCGUGACUGAUAUAGAUCAUGACGUUUACUCUGCUAAGGAUGGAGAUUACUGGAGAUUGCUCUCCCCUGGCACCUACACCAUCAAGGCAUCCGCAAAAGGGUACAGAUCCCAAAGUUUGGUUGUCCAGGUUACCGGAGGCCUGGCUGCUCAUCUCAGCUUCUCUCUAGAAAAAGAAGACUUCACCAAAUUUGUACAGCAGUUUGAUUUUGGGCUGACAGAAAACGUGGAAAAUCCAAAGUACCAUGGGGUCUCAAAAGUCACAGAAGAACUUGAGAAAUUAAAGGGAGAUAACCCAAAUUUGCUCGAUGUGGAGACGUUUACGAGUGAAUCUGGAGCUGUUUUGGGUGUUCAUUUGUCCGCCAAUUGGUCCCAGCACGAAGGUGAUGAGCCACACGUGGCUCUGAUUGGAUCGCUGUAUGAAGAUCAGCCAAUCGGAAAUGAGAUGCUGCUGAGGUUAACUCGACAUUUAGUAAGAGGCUACAAGUCUGACCAUGAUGUGCGGUCACUGUUGACUGACUCCCACUUCCAUCUGUUUAUGAUUUAUCAUAGUGGUCAGUUCCAGCCAGGCGACUGUAGUGGUAAGAACUACAAAGGGCCAAGGUGGUCUGACCAGGAAGGACUGGACUUUGGCACAUCUGAGGACUUUGUCCUACAGACUUUGACCACACAGUUUGAGAAGCACAAGUUCAAUCUUGCCAUCAGUAUAGAAUCUGGUGGUCUAUAUGUCAGGCUGCCUUUAGAUGAGUUUAGAAAGAGUCCUAUAACUGGGAAGUCAACAUCACAGACUGAGGAUGAUGAGGAAUUCAUGAUGUUGGGUGGUGCUUUCAUAAAGGACCAUUCUCCUCUCCACGCUGAAGAUCAGUGUGAAGCAGCUGUUAAAAGGGGGAUAAUCCAUGGUGCAGAUUUCCACCACAAGGGGCCUUCUUUCCAGGACUAUGUUUAUGAUACCUACCAGUCUAUGAUGGUCACCGCUCACAUAAGCUGCUGUAAGGCUCCUGUGCAGAAUGAUCUCCCGUCGCUAUGGAAACAGAAUCUAAAACCCUUCAUGGAUGUGCUGAAGCUAACAAAGCAAGGUGUGAUGGGCCAGGUGACUGAUCAGUCAGGUAAACCAAUCAGCGGUCUACAGGUGAGAAUUGAGGGUCGUCAGAACACCAUACCUGUGUCGGAGUCAGGUCACUUCUACAAGCUACUGAGGGAGGGUAGCCACAUGAUAACGAUCAGUGCCCCAGGUUAUGAGAGCAUGACCCUCAGAGGUGAAGUGCGGAAAGGUGGAAGGUCAAAGAUCAUGGCUAAGCUACAGCAGGAAGUUUCUAAUCUGUCCUACCACAGUUACGGGCAGGUGGAGACAUUGCUCAAAGACGUCACGCAGAAACACAGCUCUGUAGCUAAACUGAUCAGCAUUGGAGAGUCUGCCCAAGGGAAGAAACUCUAUGUAGUUGAGGUCAGUGAUGAUGUGAAGUUAGCUGAUCAGAAGCCCAAACCAGAGAUUCUCUUUGUGGCUAGUAUCCAUGGUAAUGAAGGCAUCGGCAAAGAGCUGUUGAUUGAGUUCUUGAAGCACUUGUGUGAAAACAAAGAUGACUAUAAGACGUCAGAGAUGUUGAAGUCUGUCAGGAUCCUUAUACUUCCUGUGCUUAAUCCUGAUGGGGUUGCCAUGGCGACUAAUGAACAAUGUGACGCUAAAGAGGGAGAACUGAACAGUAACCUGGUGGAUCUGGACACUAAUUUUGAAAGUCAUUCUGUAAACAGAAGUGGUCGUCCUGAGCCUGAAGUAAAAGCACUCUCUGACUUCAUACGUAAACGACCUUUGACCCUCACCGUGGAGUUGAGGGGAGGUCACCGUGUAGUGGCGUGGCCCUACACCAAGGCUGGUGCUGUUGGCAUUCUGGAGGAGUCUGAACGCUCCACCCUGAAGGAACUGGCUCAGAUCUAUAACAACACGCUAUCUGUACAACAGGGACUCAGAGCUGACUGCCAGAAGACAGGUGAGCACUAUCCAGGUGGGAUAACUCUAGCUGCCAAUCUCAACAGCCAUGAUGGGAGUUUGUUGGACUUCUGUCAGGACUACAGCUCUGGGUUAGCCAUUACAGUGUACACAGGCUGCUGUAAAUCACCGCCCAGCAACCAGCUGGUAGCCCUGUGGAGGGAAAACAGACCAUCACUGGUUGCCAUGGUGAACAAGGCUGCUAACACAAUGGAGGGCCACAUACUAGACUCAUUGAGCAAGCAGCCGAUAGAGGGCGCCACUGUUCACCUGAGCGGGUUCUCUAAGGUCCAGGUGACGGGGGCUCAUGGGGAAUUCUGGCAGUAUGCGGUACCGGCCAAGUACACCAUAGUGGUGAAGAAGGAGGGAUUUACUACUGCCACAGAGGUGAUAGAUGUGUUUGACAAGUCCACACCUGUUACAAUCUACCUCCACAAGAAGGAAGGGAUGUUGUUCGGGAUGCCCUCUAUUGGUGCUCUUAUGCUUACAGCUGGAGCACUGGCGCUGGUGUUCGCCAUGGUAACCAUCCUGUGUUGUUAUUACUGCUCACGCACGAGUCGCUACAAGAACCAAGGCUUCCACCAGCUUCCUAACGGCGGUUACCAAGACGACGAGCCAGACGACUUUAUCAUUCGGAAUGGUGGGAAGACGAAAAAUGUAGCAGAACGAGAGUACCGCGAUUUUAGCUCAUCUGAUGAAGAAGCAGAACUUUACAAUUCAAAACUGUUGAAGCGAUGACAAACAGGUCUUGGAAUGUUUUUUAGCAAUAUCCUGAUCAUAGUAUGGUGUGCCAGAGUUGGGAUGGGUAGUGUGAGUUUAUUUUUUAAAGAGACUGUAUCACAGAUUUCUGUAGGAAUUUUAAAGAGUUUAAUUUCAGUGAAUUAUUUGCACUUUUCUAAGGUCACCUAAGCUUUGUCAUUUUAACAGAUGUGUUGGGCUGAAAUUAGAAAUUUCAGGAAAAUCUGACAUUUUGCACAUCCUUAUUAAAGGCUUGACAGGCUAUCACUUUUCAGU
This is a messenger RNA of Liolophura sinensis, 4037 nucleotides long. Its product is annotated as carboxypeptidase D-like. Bases 69 to 3761 code for a protein of 1230 amino acids. Gene Ontology annotation, biological process: protein processing; peptide metabolic process. The record is from RefSeq and is a predicted model, not a curated record. Lineage: Eukaryota; Metazoa; Mollusca; Polyplacophora; Chitonida; Chitonidae. The transcript has 22 exons. Gene Ontology annotation, molecular function: zinc ion binding; metallocarboxypeptidase activity.